Prunus mume (Japanese apricot) is the source of this 1048-nucleotide messenger RNA. Its product is annotated as cyclic AMP-responsive element-binding protein. Lineage: Eukaryota; Viridiplantae; Streptophyta; Magnoliopsida; Rosales; Rosaceae. The record is from RefSeq and is a predicted model, not a curated record.
CAUUUUGGAGCUUUGUGAGUUUGGGUCUGGGUUGGGUUGGGCUUUUGGAUUUUUGCAUCCAAACACUGUAACUACAAUCUCCUCUCUCCCAGUUCAACGUCAACUACCCCCCUAACCCCUUACCCCACUCUCUCUCUCUCUCUCUAUCUCUCUCUGUCUCUGUCUCUCUCUAACUAUCUAUCUAUAAAUACCCACCCCUCCUCUCACGUUUUCUUUGUUAGCUUGCUAGGCAUUUUGGAUAACGAGAGAAAGUUUGAGUCUUUGAGAGAGAGAGAGAGAGAGAGAGAAGGUGAGGAGUAGGUGGUGCUGUUGCUGGGUAGCGUGGAAGCACAACGCGUGUUGUUGUUUUUGACUUUUGGAAGCACAAUUGCAAUGGAGGUGGAUGGCAAAUCUGUGGUAGCAGGAUCUACGAAUGUUAUUUUUCUGUCGACUAUUUUGGGCCGAGAUGGGUCAACUUCUGUUCACAAAUGUGACUGGAAAUGCCAGAACGAGCAUGUCUGCGCGAAUAUGUAUUGCUGCAAGCUAACUGGACUCACUCACAUCUGUGACAAAAACUGUGACCAGAGGAUCCUGUAUGAUAACCAUAGCUCCCUUUGUCGAGCAAGCGGAAAGAUUUUCCCCCUUACACAAGCAGAGGAACAGGCUGUGAGAGGGGUCCGGAGGAAGCUUGAGUCAGAGAACUCUUCUGUGGACAGUUGUUCUUCUAAGCGCAGACGGGAUGCCCAGUUCCAUCCUUCUCCUUUCGAGAGAUCCUUCUCUACAGUCAGUCUGAUCUGCAGCAAAGUUGGAGAUGGCAUGGAUAUGAGCUAGAGUUAUAAGAUAACUGAAAGACUUUUAUUGCUUAUCUUUAUCUUGUUCCUUUGAAACCUUUCCUUAUUUUUCAUUCGUCGAACGGACAUGGAUGAUGAACUUGAUGAGUACUUAAGUGGCGGACCUAAUGUGUCCUACCCGUCUGUAGGAACAAUCUAUAUUUGUAGUCCUGUUUACUGCAAUUUAACUCAACCAUUAGCUUGACUUAAACAAGGAAUGUCAAUUCGGGGGUUGGUCA